AAAGGAAUAAUAAACGUCAAACAGUCUAACCAUCCAACUAUACAGAGCGACAAAACUAUUUGUUUUGCUAAUGAAGAUUUUCUGGCAGUAUGAGCACCUUGGGGGGAACUAGGGGGGAGCGUAAUGCCAAGCCCAAAUUUGCCGCACUAGACAUCAAUAAGCUCUACAUAACCAGCAGAGGCGAAUCUUUAGAACCUUCAUCCCAAAAAAGUGCUGUUCCGCGUAAGCAUGGUAUGCAAAGCUUGGGAAAGGUGCCUACGGCUCGUCGUCCACCGGCAAAUCUUCCAUCAUUAAAGGCAGAAGUUGGCAAUCCUGGUGAACAAUCUGUUAGUUGGACUAGCGAUCAUUCCGAAGGACAAAAUUUGACCAGGAGCGCAAGCGAUUUACCGGACAAGAAUAACUCUUCUGCAAACCCAUUAAUUUCUAACAGUGGGGCUCAACAUCAAUCAGCAUCGCUUAAUAAUUCAAAAACUUGCGAAUCAUCAUGGAAUACGAACGAGUUCCCCUCCUUGGACGGCACUGGUUCGUAUGGCGGAAAUGUCAACAGCAAAUCUCAACAAUUCCAAGAUCAUUACCCUGGAGGCUCUCAAUCGAUGAUGAGGCCUCACAACGAGACACAGUUUCGUGUGCAGCAAAAAGGAUCGAAUGGUCGAGGAACAGUGCCCAAUAUUGCAACAGUAGAUAUAGAUGGCGGCGGUGGUGGUGGGAACAGUCUAAGUGGAACAACAGCGGCGACCAGUUCCCAAUCGCCACCUUUGCCCCCGCAGUUCAGGGCGCUAUUACCACCGUUUAUGCAGCGAGGAAGCGACAGUGGUUUGGGCGGAAACGAAAACGAAGGAGGAUCUUCUUCAUUGCCACUACUGUCAGCGGCUUCCCACCUUUCAACAUCAGUGAUGAGCAAUGAUUCCAAAAAUAACAAUAUCGUACCCAACGCGAACAAUAAUGACAAUUUGGACGACAGUAAGACAAGCAACAACAGCGGCAACAGUAGCAAAAGAAAUAACAUCUAUGAGGGUAUUGCUAAUAACAGUAGUAGUUUCGGUACCGUGAACACAGCGACGAAUGUAACAAAAAUAUCAAACCAAUUUCCGCAAAAACAGGUACCAAGCUCGGCGCAUUCUCAGCAACAACAAAACAAUCGUAUUGGUGGUGGAAACAAUUUUUCUUCAAUGCCUACAUCUAGAGGGGGGCGUGUUGUCAGAGGAGCAAGUGGUGCAAGUAGUAAUGCUGGAAGUGAAGGAAGCUCUGAAAGAGCAAGUGGAGCCGGUUAUAAUGAUAAUUAUCAGCAAGGAAACCGCCGCGGACCCAUGAAUCAUCAACCGCGAUAUGCUAACCGUGGCAUGACGGGAAUAGGAGCUGGAAAUUACAAUAGUUCAGUUGGUCAUGUGCGAAGUGAUGGAGGAGGAAAUGGUAAAGCGUGUGGUAAUGCUGGUAGUCCCAGCGGAUUCCACGAGGACAGUCGCAAUUCACAUCCACCAUAUGGAUCAGGUGUUCUAGCCGAGCAAGAGGUUGUUGUGCGACCCAUCAUACGCGAUGAAGAAUUACAGAGAUUGGAAGCAAUCGCCAAGGACGAAGGAUGGGCUAAAGAUUACGAAUUUGAUUACAAUCAGAAAUUAGAAUUUUCUGACGACGAACCGGAGAUCAAUCCUGCGCCAACUGUUGUAAAAGAAAAACAUACUACGGUGGGUAAAGAGGAUACUUACGAAAAAACUACUACAGGAAGUAUUGCUGAGAAAGAAAUUGAUUCCGGAAAAGUUGAUAGAAAUAUUCGUGGCAAGGAGCAUGGUGGCCCAGUAGGACACAAAGAACGUGAAUCGAAACAAGAUCAAGAAAGCAAUUCGAUACAAACAAACGUUGGUAGUAGUGUGCGUGGCGAAGGUGUGAUCAACUUAAACAUUUCUACUGGUGGUUUAGACGCAGCAGAAGCAAAAGAGCGCAUUAAGCAGCGUCGCGAAGAGGAUCAAAAACGUGAAAUCGAACGCAAACAGGCUGCCGCCAGAAAAUUACAGGAAUUGGAGGAAAAGCUAAGCCGCAAAAAGAACGAUGAAUCGAUGGAUUCAAAAUCAGGUAAUAAUGAUAAAGGCAGUAGUGGUGAUGCGAACGUUUCUGUAUCUUCUGCUAGCAAUGUAUCUUCGUCCGGUAGUAGAAUGGAAGAGGAGAAAUCUGUGGAAGGUAUAACAGCACACUCCAGCGAACGUACAAUAUCGAUAAAAAUUCGUGGUAAAAGUGGUGAACGAGCAAAUGUAAAAGAAAUAAGAUAUGAUUUUGGAACUGGCGGUGGAGGAGCGCGGCAUGAUCGUGAUGGAGGAAAUGUUGGAAACGCUGGUAAUAAUUGGGACAUGCCUGGAUUUUCCAAAACCUUUCAAUCGAAUUUGCCGCCGAGAUUCCAAAAGCGUAAGCUCGAAAGAAACACUACCAGUACAAAUUUGUCAACGAAUGCUAAUAAUGCGACUAGUAAUCAAAGUGUAUCGCGCAUAACUAAUAGUUACUCAUCAUCUGGAAGCACUGGUCCUCCGGCCACGAAUGCGAGCACCGAGAUUAAAAGUACUAUACCGUUUGCACAACAGUAUGAUCCGCGGUUUAUUCAUAACCAACAAACUUAUGGGCGAGGCGCAACUGCAAACGCAAUGUCAAACUCUCGUCGAAGUGGAAUGGCAAUAUCAGGUGCAUUAGUUCGCGAUGAACGCCAAAGGCAGCAAUAUGAACCGCGUGAUACGCAUAAUCAACGAGAGGCUACAAAAGAAAAAAUAGAUACCGCCGAAGAUAAUAGCCGCUUUAGUGCUGCAUUUGGUGGUGGAAGUCAAGAUUCGUCGAGCAAUCAGACUAAGCAAAAUGCGGGUGGCCGUAUUACACCUCAAUUGGUGCGCAGCUUAUCGGAAUCAUCUAAUCGUAAAACGAGUAUUUCAAGUGAUGAAAAUCAUCAUCAUGCUCAUCACUCGUCAUCGUCUACGCACAGUUCUGGAAAUGUUGUGACUAAGUCUGGCAAUUAUGGACGUGAAAAGUCAUGGGAUGUGGAAGCGGAAAAAGGAUCUUCUGCUUCAUCACCAGCUUCGUUCAGUGGUAGCGAGCGUCACCGCGAAAUGCCAUUACGUUUUGAUGGUGAACAACCGAAACAGAUACUGCAUCGCGUAAAGGAAACGACAUCGGAAAUAACGGACGUGAUCAAGGAAGACAAAAAUGCUAUCAAACGUAUCGCAAAGAGUGAAGAAUGUGAAUCAGCUCAGAAGGAUGCAGGGGUGGAAAAUAGUGAACAUUCAUCAUGCGAUUAUACUGCCACAUUACCGGAUUGUAAACCAAGUUUCGCGAAUGACGUUACAGAACCUGAGAGCAAUUCGAUCGAUAUCAAUGCUGCUGGUGCUGCUGAAAAGGUAAACAAAAUGUUCCAAUCGGAAGAAACUUCCUCUUCUGGAACCGUAGAAGCCAACAUUAAAGAGAAUAUGGAAAAUGAAUGUUCAAAAGAUAUAGCACAUUUGGAUGUUUCACAUCAAUCCAGAACUCUGUCUGGCACUGAAGAAAAAAAACAGCUGGGAAUGUCGUCAGUUACGCUAAGUGCGUCAUCGCAGCAACACAGUGGCAAAAAGAAAGGUGCACAAUUGGUCCAACAACAGCAGCAUCCUCGAGAUAAUCGACGACAUGAUACUCGCGGUGGAUCUCGUGGUGGUAGUUACACUGGGGGAUACCAUCGCGCAGAUGUUACUGGAACCUCUUCUACUAUGCGGGGCGGGACAAGUAAUUGGAACAGAUCUCGAGGUGGAAAUAGAGUCGGUGUAGGGAGUCGCAGUUACAACCAAGAUUACUGGAGCGAAUCUGAAUUUUCGGAGGAAGGUUUUGACGAGCAGCCGAAACUUCAUUUGCACCAAAAGAUUUACAAACAUUUUACAAUGGGAACUGCAGGAGCACAAAGCACAGAUGCAUGUAGCACAACGUCGAAGGAAGGUUUUGUACCGCGUGGUGAACCAUCAAGACGUGGCAGAGGUGGAGGAAAUGUUGGUUCAACUGUAGUCGUUGCCGGCUCGUCUAAUACUGCCAACCGCCAAAAGCAACAACAUGCGUCUUUCACUGGUUGUGGAGUAUCUUCAAUGGAUGGUUCUGGAAGCAUAAGUAAAAAAAUGGAAGGAUACGGCCCCCCAAGUUCAAAGAGUCCUUUUGGUGGGGGAACUGGGAAUAAUGACGAUAGAAACACAAAACAUCGUGUUGGCGAUAACUUGAGCAGCAAUGCAGCUGCUGGCUCCCCAACAAGAGACGAUCGAGAUGUUCAAAAUCGGGCAAGAUCGAUCGCUUUCACCGAUGCUGGUAAGGGGAUGGAAGAUAAUCCAACGUCACUGAAUCAUGAAAAACUCUGUGCGAUUAUAGGCGAAAGAAAAGCCGGUGCGAUAGAAGUUCGUAACGAUGAAUCUCAUUCCACAGAAGAUAAUGUUUCAUCUCAAAAAUCUAGCGGCCGAUCCAGCGUAUUGGAUAAUCGUAUGACGAUGGAAAGUAGCGAUGCAUGCGGUACAAAUAAAGCCGGAACUAUUACUGAGGACACGAAGACAAAAACAAUGGUCAACAUAACGCCGAUCACCAGUAAAAUCGCCGCCAGUUCCUUGACAACCAGUUUGGCAGAAGGGACUUCUAAUAUUGCGAAUAAUCAUUCAUCAGACAGUAAUUUAGCCAGUAUUGGAAUUGUUAGAGGAGGUGGCAACAGCCAUUUGGUGGCGCGCAAGCAACAACAGACUGUGUCGCGAGGUCAGGGAGGCAAGCUAUCGAACUCGGAUACUAUAGCCGAUAUUUCAUCUGGAGGCUCAAACGUCACUCAAGCAGUUUCAAACUUGAUGAACAUCAACAGUGGUGGAAGUAUAGCAGCCGCUAGCAUAGUUACUCGUCCGACAACAAUACCCAUUGAAGGAGAGAGACAUUUGCAACAACAGCAACAAUCUGUUACAGAUAACCUGGCUGCAUCUUCCUCAGUUAAUGAUGCCAAGACUGAUAAUGAUAAGCAUAAUCUAGAUGGCAAUACUCCUCCAGUUAAUACGAUAAUAUUCGAAAACACUAACUACAAAUCCGGCGUAUCUGUGGCUGUAUUGAGCGGAUGUUCUUCAAGCCCAGCAGUAGGCGAUUGCGGAGGAGUUGGCGGAGAUACCACUAUAAAUAGUUUGAGGCGUCAACAAAGUGGAAAUAGUGUCUCAACUUUUGGAUCGAAAGUAAGUGCAGGAUUAAUGAACGAGAAAAUGGCUGGUGGAUCUGCAGGCGUCGUAGGAGCGCUACAAUCUAUGGCAUCAAGUGCAUCAUCGCAUCGUCCGAUAGCUUCUCCAACAGUUACAGCAGCAAAUGAAAGUGGCUUGCAGCAUAACAUCGUGGGUGGUUCUCAAAGAACUGCACUUUCUGCAGGUAACAUGAUUGCAAGUUCGAUACAAGGAAUUCCGUUUCAAAAAAGUGAAAACGAAUACAAGGAUAUUAAAUCAUAUGCUUUUGAGACUGAUAUUAGCCAUUUAAUUGAUGGUGAAAAAGGCAUUAAGCAGCAAUCAUCAGUAUCUGCCGGUUUAUGCUUAUCAAAAACUAUAGAAGCAGAAGGAGGCGGUAGUAACCAUGGGGGAGGAGUUCCAGUGUCUGUAAAAAACAUGAUUUCUCCGUCAACUGCCGAUUUGAACAUGAAAAUAGCAAGUGUGAAAAAGGUUUGGGAAAUGCCAACUGUACCAGAACAAGCGGGAUCGGUAGUAAAUACGGGGAGUACAAGUAGUGCUAAUCGGGUCAACGUUGCAAACGAACACACAGUUAGUGGAACCGGAAGUGGUGUUGGCAGUGGAAGCAAUGUUCAUCUGAAAUCCAAUUUUGUUAGAGGUCCACAUCACGCAUCCCAUCAGCCGCAAUAUCAACAUCCGCAUCCUGGGAGUUCAAAUCAUCACGCUCACCAAACGCACGGGACGCAUCAGUCUUACGCAGCUGCUUUUGGUUCGGAUUCGGAUUCUUUGGUGGAUCAUUUUAAUAAUUCCAACAGUGUGUGCAAUGUAUCCAGCUCUGUGGGUGGAGCUAAUAAUGGAUGCGACAUUAAUUCUGCAAUUAAUCUCAACAAUGAGUGCAGCGACAGUUCCAGCGCAGCAUACAGUCUGAGUCAUCAUCACUCACAACAGCAACCAGCAAAGAGUCAUCAGCAGCAAACACAAGCUCAUCAGCUGCAACAGCAGCACCAGCAAGAAUUACAACAUCAACGACAAUCACAUAAUAUGCCGGAACCAGUUUCCCAGCAGUCUUCUCAACAACAGCAACAACACGGCCAGCAGCCACAGAAACAACUACAGCAACAUCAACCACAGCACUCACUACAACAACACACACAGCAAUUGCAACGUCAGCAACAACAGCAUAAGGAACAGCCGCAACAUAUGCAGCAACUGCAACAGCUGCAUCAGCAAUCGCAACAUAAAACGCAGACACAGUCUCAUUCCCAACCACAGUCACAGUUGCAAACGCAGGCUCCCUCGCAAACCCAGCCUCAAUCGCAAACGCAGACCUCUCAAUCGCAGUCGCAAGCCCAGUCGCAAUUGAAGACACAGCAACAAUCGCAACAAAUGCCGCAACAGCUCACACAGUCGCAGCCACAGCAACAUCCGCAUCAGCAUCAACAACAGCACCCGGCACAUAAGCAAUCACAACUUCAACAGCAGUUGCAACAGCAUCCGGUGCAACAACAUCCACAACAACUGCAGCAAUCGCAUCAUCAACAAUCGCUUCAAUUACAACACCAACAACAGACACAACUGCAAUCCCAACAACACGUUUCAUCUGUUGGUGUACAGCUGCCGCAGCAGCAACAGCAGCAGCAGCAACAGCAGCAGCAACAGCAGCAGCAACAACAGCAGCAACAACAGCAGCACCAACAGCAGCAGCAGCAACAACAACAUCAGGCAGCAGUUGCCGUAUCAUUGGGUCUAAACAAACCACAUCCAGUAGCUGAUGUGCUAGCAGCGGCAGUGGCAGCAAAUGUGAACGUUUGUAAGGUAAAACCCACGCAACAAAACAACAGUAGUGGCAUGCAUCAAUCCAGCAGCAUGGGAUUGUCGCCUCCGCCGCAGAUGCAAAGUGGAUCCAUACCUUCCGCUCCGCAACCCUUCUAUCCGGCUCAAUAUGGUGUAUCGGCCAUACCUUCGCCGCCAGCGGUACUGUAUAAUUCGCCCGCGGUCGCUGCCGCCGCUAUGAACUCGCAAGGUGGUUUAUACAAUGCAUUCCAAAUCGAGCCAAGCGGCCGUUCGCAAUUUUCACAGUUCCCAGGACACUACGGCACUUCCGGAACUGCAGGACCAUACAACGCAUAUAUGACAACGCCGACGAACAUGCAAGCCGGCCCUACACCCGAGAUGUUCCAAAGCCUGUCGUCUCAGUUUCGGAUGGGAUCGGUACAAUCGCCGUACAACCAAACUACGCAAAUGGGUAACCCGAACACAAUGCUCAUAUCGUCUAAUAAUAGUUCCCUGAUGUCGUCAUCCGUAAAAUCUUCCACGCAACAGAUCGGCGCUAUCGGACAAUCGAAGCCCAACGGGGGUGGAUCCGUUAGUCAGCCGCCAUACGGGCAACAAUAUCUUAACAUGUUUCCGCCCGCUCCACUGCAAAAUACGGCAGCUAACUAUUAUUCGAGCUCGGGUGGCAAUCAAACUGCAUUUUUUGGCACAGCUGCAGCAACAGGCGCUAGCACACAGAAUGCGUACGGUAUACCGGCAGCGGCAGUAGCGGCAUCCAACAUGUUUGGCAGCCACGGUGGACAGAACCCUUCAAACAAUCCACAACCUCCACCUCCUCAGCAACAGAUGCCGAGCUAUUCUUCUCAGUUUUUAAACUCGCCACUUUUAGCUGCUACGAAUCCAGCAAUGGGCCAGCAACAGUAUAGAGGAGCGCCAAAUAAUAGUUCUCAACAUUCUGGAGCCAAUGCUGCUGCGUACAUAAAAUCGAACCAAUCACCACAAUCAUCCCAUAUCCAGCAGCAACAACAGCAACAGCAACAAGAUACUGUGAGUUAUUAUUCAUUCUAUCACAAGUAGGCUGGUGGCGCUCUAUGCCUGCAUUACAAUGUUAUGCAUACGGUUACGGCCAUGUAUACAGAGUACGGUAGUCAGAAACACGAGCAUUAGUUGAUACGGAUGAUGAAGCUUACUAUUAUAAUCGCUUCUAUAUCAAGUUAUCUGUGUGCUUUUGUGCUACCAUCCCAGUCCCUGUUUUACGUUCAUUCGCGGGGGUAUAGUUAAAUUUGGUAACAUUCUAACAAUAGUGGGUUUGGCUUCCGCACAGUCAAACGCAGUAAAGUUACAGAAUAAUUAAUAUUUCUAAGGCUUGUAUGUUUAUUUUUACCUUUUGCUCUUAUCUUUAUUACAACAACACAAAAAUGGUAUAGGAGUACGUCAAUAAACUGUGUGUAAAAUGCA
Anopheles maculipalpis is the source of this 8390-nucleotide messenger RNA. RefSeq names its product hornerin-like. The record is from RefSeq and is a predicted model, not a curated record. Gene Ontology annotation, biological process: cell differentiation. The transcript has 3 exons. NCBI's taxonomy places the organism in Eukaryota, Metazoa, Arthropoda, Insecta, Diptera, Culicidae. The coding region runs from base 90 to 8009 and encodes 2639 amino acids.